AUGAAACCGUCAAUAGAAAACGCCAGACGGCGGGGCGAUCGACAGAUGAGCAUGAGCAUGAAAGCACCCUCGGCCCAACGAACAUUCCCCGAUCGGCUUCCCGAACGCUUCAAAGAUGGAGACGAUGCGAAGCUGGAUUUCACAGCGCCUCCAAAAGGCAUGGUUUCUCGCGAUGGAAAUGUGCACUAUAUGCAACAGUCCCUUUUUUCGAUGAUCGCCGCUGUAGGCUCCCGCUCCGAUUUCCGAGCACGAUUUGACGAUUCCAGCGACGAUGACGAUAGAUCGGACGAAAAGAUUCGAAAAGAAAACCGAAUACCCACUCAAAGUAAAGAUACAUUUUCAGAUCAAAAUACUAGUGGGAGUUUGGCAUCCAAACCCUUUGACAGGGAGGACGGACGAGGACGUCGUCAUCGAAGAGCCAUAUCGGAGAACAAGCCUUUAAGAAGCCUGCCUGGCCAGAGUUUAAUGGAGACUGAGAAAGAAACAUCGACUAUCAGUGGAUCGGUACUCAUGGUCCCUCCAAGGCGAGCACGUAGUGUUACGCCACGCCCGGCUCCUAUCCUCACACAGAUGGUGCAGGCCCAGAACCGGUUCGAUACAGCCUCUGUACCCGAGAAUCCACCGUCAAGGCCAGAAUCUCCAAGCGACGAUCGACCACAAACAGCAGGGUCGGCGCUUUCGACAAGAUUGAUGGAGAUGUUCGGUUUUGAAAGCCCCGAAAAGGUACUAGCCGAAUACCCCUGUGCGCUACUACAAAGUAUGCUCCUUCAGGGUUAUAUGUAUGUUACAGAAGGACAUAUUUGCUUCUAUGCAUACCUGCCGAAGAAGUCCAGCGUCACCAUCAGAUCCGGUCACUUGGCAAAACGCGGUCGGAAGAAUCCAACAUAUAACCGGUACUGGUUUGUCCUGAAAGGAGACGUUUUCUCUUAUUAUGUCGACCCAUCAAACCUUUACUUCCCCAGUGGCCAUGUGGAUCUUCGAUAUGGUAUCUCUGCAUCUCUCGCGGAGUCGAAAACGCCGGGCGCUGAGGUGAAAGACUUCCAAGUAACUACCGACCAACGGACUUAUUACUUUCGUGCCGAUAGCGCCGCGGGCGCAAAGGAAUGGGUGAAAGCACUCCAAAAGGUUAUAUUUCGAACUCAUAAUGAUGGAGAUAGCGUCAAAGUAUCAUUUCCUAUUGAUUCCGUGAUCGACUUGGAGGAGAGUCCGAUGGCCGAGUUUGCCGAAACCUUCAAAAUCCGCGUUUUGGACAGUCAUGAGGAUUAUGCUAUGGACGAAUACUUUUUCUCGCUUUUCGAGUCAGGGCAAGAGGCUUUCAUUUAUCUUAAAGGCCUUGUGGGCUCAUCGUCUUCAAGGAUUCUGUCUGAAGAUUCAAGUUCAUCGAAAGCUCAACUCGAUGCGACUGUCGCCGAUCUGAAGAGAUUAUCAGAUAGUGAAGAUGCCUCUAUGUCAAGGCAAGAUCUGCUAUCGCGAACGCAGAGUGAGAGUUUCGGUAACGACCAUCAGGGCUCGGGCGAUUCAUUCACUCAUUCGGCGGAUCAAGGGACAGACUCGUCACAUGUUGUGCAAUCAAUGAUUGAAACCAAUGAAUCGGCGAGUCAAAUCCUCAACCGAAGUGAUGUUUUCCAGUCACCGACCAUGCAGUCUUUACCAAGGCGGCGAUCGGAUGCCGAAGAUAUCCACCAGCGACGAUCGAUCGAUACAACCCGUGCUCAAUCUGGGCCUUCGGCACGCCGAGGUAUCACAGGACGUAUCGCAGGGACCCCCGAGCAUAUGUUUGUUCCCCGGGACCAACAAACCAAUGUCCCCUUAAACGAGUUGGUAAAGGCUGGAGCUUAUCCUCUUCAGCGUGCUGCUGGAUUUGCUGAGUACCUAAAGAGUAGGUCCAAGCAGAUGAGCAGUUUGCUGGCAACGGAAUCAAUGGGAUAUAUCGAGAAGGUUUCGGGCAUGUGGAUUGGAGGGCAGAAGCAUUACGGAGAGACCGAAGGUGUUAUAUCGGGUGACCGAGGCCUGGAUCCUGAAGAGCAAGAAGGCGACAUCAACCAUGGUGAUCGCUUUCGUGCUCACUUUGCCCUCCCGUCGACAGAGAGACUGCAAGCAACUUACUAUGCAUACUUACAUCGCAUGCUCCCGCUCUAUGGCAAGAUUUAUAUCAGUGAGCGUAAAUUAUGUUUCCGCAGUCUAAUUCCUGGUACUCGGACCAAGAUGAUCCUACCGCUCAGGGACAUUGAAAAUGUGGAGAAAGAGAAGGGAUUUCGCUUUGGCUACCAUGGACUGGUUGUGAUCAUUCGGGGACAUGAAGAACUCUUUUUUGAGUUCAACGCUGCUGAUGCGCGGGAUGACUGUGCAGUCACACUUCACCAGAACCUCGAAUCCGUCAAGUUCCUGGCAGAAUCCGGCCUAUUGGCAGAGGAGGAACGCGAAGAAGUCGAGGCGGCAAAGGCUGAGCACCGGAUGCUUGAAGAAGCUCGACUGGAGAACCCAGAUGAUAAUGAACCUCAAUCAACAAUGAACGAGGUUUCAUCCGAACUCAACCCGUUCUUUGAUGACCCCCGCGCUUCUAUCAUCAAUUUCAAACCGCCUGAACCUCUAAGGAUCACCUGCUUGACCAUUGGAUCCCGAGGAGAUGUACAACCCUAUAUUGCACUAUGCAAGGGUCUCAAGGCAGAGGGCCAUAAACCAAAGAUCGCUACUCAUGCUGAAUUUGAGCCAUGGAUUCGAUCCCAUGGCAUCGAUUUUGCGCCCGUCGAUGGUGAUCCUGCUGAACUGAUGCGAAUUUGUGUCGAGAACGGCAUGUUUACUUAUUCCUUUCUUCGUGAGGCCUCCUCGAAAUUUAGAGGUUGGAUUGAUGACCUUCUGUCUUCUGCCUGGGUUAGCUGUCAGGACAGUGAUCUUCUUAUUGAAUCACCUAGUGCAAUGGCUGGAAUCCAUAUUGCAGAAGCACUUCGAAUCCCAUACUUUCGAGGAUUUACUAUGCCCUGGUCGAGAACACGAGCAUAUCCACAUGCUUUUGCUGUGCCCGAGAAUCGCAUGGGAGGCUACUAUAACCACAUUACCUACGUCAUGUUUGACAACAUCUUCUGGAAAGCUAUUGCAGGUCAGGUAAAUCGAUGGCGACAUAAAGAGUUGGGACUUAAAGCAACCAACCUGGACAGAAUGCAACAGAACAAAGUUCCAUUCCUCUACAACUUUUCGCCCUCGGUAGUGCCACCCCCUCUCGACUUCCCUGACUGGAUCCGCAUCACAGGCUACUGGUUCCUAAGUGAAGGAUCGGAUUGGAGCCCACCGAAAGAGUUGGCCGAUUUCAUCAGCCGUGCUCGUGCGGAUGGCAAAAAACUUGUAUAUAUUGGGUUCGGGUCUAUCGUGGUCUCAGAUCCUGCUGCUCUCACGCGAACUGUCAUCGAGAGUGUCCAAAAGGCCGAUGUACGAUGCAUUCUCUCUAAGGGAUGGUCGGAUCGACUGGGCGAUCCUUCUAGUGUUAAGGUUGAGACUCCAUUACCAGCUGAGAUUCAUCAGAUUCAAUCUGCUCCUCACGAUUGGCUUUUCUCGCAAAUUGAUGCUGCAGCUCAUCACGGUGGCGCGGGAACUACUGGCGCAAGUCUCCGGGCUGGUGUUCCAACAAUUGUGAAGCCUUUCUUUGGAGAUCAAUUCUUCUUUGGUUCCCGUGUCGAAGAUUUGGGUGUGGGAGUUUGUAUGAAAAAGCUGAAUGUCAGUGUCUUUUCGCGCGCAAUUUGGGAGGCGACACAUAGUGAGCGAAUGAUCGUCAAAGCCCGUAACUUGGGCAUUCAGAUACGAAGUGAGGAUGGUGUUGCCACUGCUAUCCAGUCCCUUUACCGCGAUUUAGAAUAUGCAAAGACCCUCGCGCGACAACGCUCUAAUAUUUCAAGUACCCCCUUUUCGCCCACUCCAUCUGCUAAAGCAUCGCCUGAUCAUGACGAUGAUGACAUCGACGAUAUUGAAGAGUGGACCUUUGUGGGCGAUGAUAUUGACCUCUCAAAGCGAGUACGUGACCGAGCUGCCUCGGCCGCAUCGGCUGCAUCAGAUGUCGACAAGAUGGCCUCUAGCAUGUUUCUUCCAUAA
This is a messenger RNA of Penicillium angulare, 4080 nucleotides long. RefSeq lists its product as uncharacterized. The record is from RefSeq and is a predicted model, not a curated record. Gene Ontology annotation, molecular function: UDP-glycosyltransferase activity; hexosyltransferase activity. The transcript is spliced from 3 exons. NCBI's taxonomy places the organism in Eukaryota, Fungi, Ascomycota, Eurotiomycetes, Eurotiales, Aspergillaceae. Bases 1 to 4080 code for a protein of 1359 amino acids. Gene Ontology annotation, biological process: carbohydrate metabolic process.